AGGUUAUUGAGUCCAAUGGAUAUCUGAUCGUUUCUGGGAGGGAGACGAAUUGAAUGCUAAAUUUAAUGAAUUUGUCCUUUUGAGGAAUCCAAAUUGAUUCGUUUCUGCCAUUGAAUUGGAGUUGAAAUAAUCAGUGGAUUGCUUUCUUUUUCGUGUUCAUAGAGGAGAAGAAUGGGGUUAUCUUUGAUCGGAUUGAGCGGUUGGUUUAAUAAGAAGAUCCUCGAUCCUCUCAACCAAAUUCUUAGCAGAGGUACAGAGCCGAAGCAACUGGCAUUUUCUGCAGCUCUUGGAAUUACUAUGGGAAUAUUUCCUAUAUGUGGAGUCACUGUUCUGCUAUGUGGGAUGGCUAUUGCAUUGCUUGGGUCUCUAUGCCAUGCUCCAACUGUAAUGUUAGCUAAUUUCAUUGCAACACCUAUAGAGUUGAGUCUUGUUGUACCCUUCUUGCGUUUUGGUGAAGUUCUCUCUGGGGGACCUCAUUUUCCAUUGACAUCUGAUGCUUUGAAGAAGGUGUUGACAGGCCAAGCUUCACAUGAGGUCUUAUCAAGCAUUGCCCAUGCGUUAUUGGGAUGGCUUGUUGCAGCACCAUUUAUUUUGGCUAUUCUCUACAUAGUAUUCUUUCCAUUUUUCAACGUCUUGGUCCGCAAGUUCAGCUCUGUUACAUCAAGCCCAGAAAAGUCACCAAACCCUUUUUCAGAAGUCAGGCUUAAGGUAAGAAAUGUCUGAUUGAAAUUUUGUCAGCACUGAUUUGCUUACCAUCUCCCUGACAAGAAAUAGAGGCUAUUAACAUAAUGAUACCAUCUGUACAUGAAACUUACUGAAACAUGGCUUGUAUAUAAGUUUGCCUUGUUGUAUACCAUACUUGUAUGAAUUUAUGAUUCUGAAACCUUAUCAGAGGAAUCCAUUUCUUUCAUUCUUCUU
Manihot esculenta (cassava) is the source of this 918-nucleotide messenger RNA. RefSeq lists its product as uncharacterized. The transcript has 5 exons. Gene Ontology annotation, cellular component: intracellular membrane-bounded organelle. NCBI's taxonomy places the organism in Eukaryota, Viridiplantae, Streptophyta, Magnoliopsida, Malpighiales, Euphorbiaceae. The coding region runs from base 172 to 723 and encodes 183 amino acids. The record is from RefSeq and is a predicted model, not a curated record.